CAUUUUACUGUUUCAAAUGUAGUUAUAUUUUUAUAAUCCUUCAUCCGCUUUUUUUAAUUAUUUUUUUAAGGAUUUUUUUUUUAGCGUGAUUGGAUUUGAUUUGACGGAGCUGGCAACCUCGUCGACGUCACAUUGACGUAACGGCGACUCAAAUCAUGGCGGACGAAGUGGAUCAGCAACCGAGCACCAACACCGUAGAAGAACCGCUUGACCUGAUCCGACUCAGUCUGGACGAGAGGAUCUAUGUCAAGAUGAGGAACGACCGCGAGCUGAGAGGACGACUACAUGCAUACGAUCAGCACCUGAACAUGAUCCUGGGAGACGUGGAGGAGACGGUGACCACGGUGGAGAUUGACGAGGAGACUUAUGAAGAACUGUACAAGUCAACCAAGAGGAACAUCCCCAUGCUGUUUGUCAGAGGUGACGGCGUCGUUCUCGUAGCUCCGCCCCUACGGGUGGGUUGAGCACAGGUGGCCUUAAAAAUGUUUUUUGAGUUCUUUUGCUGUUUUUUUUUUUUUUUUUUUUUUUUUUAUCUUCGGGGGGUUGUUCAAUAGUCAAUUUUUGUUAUGAAUACAUGUUUUUGUCUUAAUGCCACCCCCCGAAAAAAGAAAAUAACCUUGACUGAGUUAUUCUCGAGCUGUUUUCAAAUAAACACAUUUCUUGAUUACAAA
Syngnathoides biaculeatus (alligator pipefish) is the source of this 671-nucleotide messenger RNA. RefSeq names its product LSM3 homolog, U6 small nuclear RNA and mRNA degradation associated (gene lsm3). NCBI's taxonomy places the organism in Eukaryota, Metazoa, Chordata, Actinopteri, Syngnathiformes, Syngnathidae. Gene Ontology annotation, molecular function: RNA binding. The record is from RefSeq and is a predicted model, not a curated record. Gene Ontology annotation, biological process: mRNA splicing, via spliceosome; P-body assembly. Gene Ontology annotation, cellular component: Lsm1-7-Pat1 complex; P-body; U6 snRNP. The transcript has 4 exons. The coding region runs from base 156 to 464 and encodes 102 amino acids.